Molecule: messenger RNA, 2865 nt
Organism: Onychostoma macrolepis
Lineage: Eukaryota; Metazoa; Chordata; Actinopteri; Cypriniformes; Cyprinidae
Gene: gdpd1
Product: glycerophosphodiester phosphodiesterase domain containing 1
Exons: 10
Coding region: 374-1330 (318 amino acids)
Biological process (GO): glycerophospholipid catabolic process; N-acylethanolamine metabolic process
Cellular component (GO): endoplasmic reticulum membrane
Molecular function (GO): phosphatidylcholine lysophospholipase A1 activity; phosphoric diester hydrolase activity
Source: RefSeq, a predicted model, not a curated record
AUGCGCGUUCCUGCGACCGUAGUAUUAUUACUGACCCGAGCAAUAUGUAAACUGCGCAGGGGGGUGGCCUGUCAAGAAACAUUGGACUGCAAGCCCGUGGGUGGGUUAACAGAGAGAUGCAUGACGGUGCAAAUAAAGAGGGGUCUAAUCUGACUGACAUUACAUGCUCUGCCUUAAAGCUUCACUCGGCUUUCUUCUGAUCGCUGUUAAAGCGCGGCAGCGGCGGCUGGCCAGCGGUGCUGGAUGAUAACGUUACCGGCCGGUGCGUUGACUUCUGCAGAGACUGUCGCGUUUUACGUCACUUUUCAAUGAAUUGUAGUUAUAUAAGUGGCUUUACAGGACUGACUUGCUUGUCCGACUGAUAAAACUAAAAAUGUGCGCUGCGGUAUAUGUUUUAUCCACGGUUACCGGAUAUGUGCUCACCUCGGCGUUACUGCUCAAGUGUCCGUCUCUGCUGCAUCGGCGAAAGAAAGAAACCUUCCGGAGCAGACACAUCUCACACCGCGGCGGAGCUGGUGAGAACUUGGAGAACACAAUGGCAGCCUUCAAGCACGCUGUUCAACUGGGCACUGACAUGUUGGAGCUGGACUGCCAUUUGACCAAGGAUGAGCAGGUGGUGGUGUUGCACGAUUCCAACCUGAAGCGGUCGACUGGAAUUAAUGCAUACAUUUCAGAUGUGGCUUAUGCUGAUCUUCCUCCUUACCUGUGUAAGCUUGGGGUGUCUUUCAAACGAGAGUGCUACUGUGAAGGAGGAGAUGACAAGCGCAUCCCUCUGCUGAGAGAUGUUUUUGAAACUUUCCCAAGCACCCCUGUAAACAUCGACAUCAAGGUCAACAAUGACACUCUCAUCAAGAAGGUGUCCGAGCUGGUUGUCCGAUACAACAGGGAGCAUCUGACCGUCUGGGGAAACUCCAGCAACAAAAUCGUUAAGAAAUGUUACGAAGAGAACCCACAAAUCCCAAUCUUGUUCAGUUUGCACAGAGUGCUGCUGUUACUCGGUUUUUUCUACACAGGCCUCUUACCCUUCGUCCCGCUUAAGGAACAAUUCCUGGAGAUUCCCAUGCCUUCAAUCAUUUCCAAACUCAAAGAUCCUGAGCGUCAGACAUGGAGUCAGCGUUUCAUAACAUGGCUGGCAGACACGCUCCUCAUGAGAAAAGCAUUAUUCGAUCAUCUGACGAGCAGAGGAAUACAGGUGUAUGUCUGGGUGCUGAACGACGAGGAGGACUUUAAACGUGCCUUUGACCUUGGGGCUACAGGGAUUAUGACAGACUAUCCCACCAAGCUAAAGGAGUUCAUAGAGAAAAACAACUACACUACCACUCUUAAAUAAGACUUGUCAGCCAAAGUAAACAAUCAGUAUGCUUUUCCACUGAUCUUUGGCCUCUAAAUGGGCCUUUUAAUUACCCGACAUUCAUUGAUGUUUAUGUUUAUGAGUGUAGAAGUGGCAGCUAUCAGUUCUGCAUUCAUCUGCAAUCAGAGCCAUUUUAAACCAAACAGGUUAUCAUGAAAUCCUUCUGUUGCUUUAAGUUAAUAGCAAUACACGUUACCCAUAAAAAGCAGGAGGAUUCAUAAGAGGCUGAGGUUAUGAUGAAUUAUCAAUCAUGUUGGGAUGGUGACUUAAUUUCUGUGAAGUUUUCUCUACAGACACUUUCAAUGUGAGGUACUUGCCCUGCAUCAGUUUCUGCAAUAACACUGAACUCACUAAAGAGUUAAUUGUCUAAAUGACAAGACCGAAGCUACUGAAGUAUUUCCAGGGCACUAAAAAUAAAUACUAGUUUCAGGGGUGUACUAGGAUUGUUGAGAGACCAAUAAACAGAAGGCAUUAGAUAUUUUCAUGCUUACUCUGUGUUUGACUUGUAUGUUUUGUUUUUGUGAAUUUGUUUCUUUUGACAAUAAGAGAUUGUCAAUUUUGAGAUAAGUUGUGGCUGAAAAGAUGCCUCACUAUUUCUUGAAAUGUAAAGUGUAGUUUAAUAUAUGACCAGUCAGAAGCUUUGACACACCAACUCAGUCUUCAUUGUUUCUAUGUCAACAUUGCAAUGUUAUAAUAUUAAAGAAAGUAUGGUAAUUAUGUACCAUUAAAAACAUUUUAUACAAGAGAAAACUCAUAUUUGAGCUGCUUCAAAACUUAUUUCUGCUUUCAUUUAAUAUCUACUCCAACUCAUAAUAAUAAUACAAUAAAUAAUAGGUCAAAUUAGUGCAUAGGGAAAAUUAAUUUUGUCUUUAAAAGCAUUUUCAUGUAUUCAAGCAAUAGCCUUCAAAGGUCAAAAGGUUUUGUGAUCAUGAAAAACAAUGUCAGUCAAGUGUGUCCAAGCUUUUGACUGGUUGUGUAUACACUGAUGAAAGAAGUUGUGUUGGAGUGUAACAAGGAUCACAAACAAGUGUAGUGUAUAGUGUUCAUGUGACAUUUGAAUGUACUUUUUCUAGGACAGGUAAAGGGUAUAUCUUUAAAAUGCUGGUGGUUUUGCUGUAUUGAAAGGGAAUGGUAAACAGAAACAUUUUCUCACUCUUUUAAGGAAAAACAGAAUCCAUUAAAAACUGACACGACAGUAACUCACUUCUGAACAGAAUGAAUCUUAAGACUUUAAAAUAAUCAAGUAUUUGUGGAGUUCAAAUGUUUGUGAAGUGUACAGAUACAGUAACUCUUAGCUUUGUGCUGUGUUUAAUUUUCUGGUUCAUAUUUUCUCCUAGCCACUUUCAUUGGUUGUGUAUGAAUUUAGUGCACUGUUUUAAUUGUAAAUGAUAGAACUGUAAUUCAAAGAUUAGUUAUUAUAGAGAAUAUUUGGUAUCAGAAGCACAGUUCUGUUUGGAUUUGUGAAUAUACUGCCAUUAAAUAUAUUUUAUAAAUGAAUUUAAACAGACUAUGUU